AUGGGUGCACUUCAAGAGCGCAUCCUUGGGAUUGCUGCAACAUCGGGAAGGAGUUCUGGCGAACUCUUGGCCCGAGUGAUCAUUGCGGGCGGCACCGCUACGGUUCUGUCCAGUGUGAGAACAGUUUCAUGGACGGAUGUCGAGUUCGUUGUGGCCAUCAUGUUCCGGUACUUCACAGACCUGAACGCCUUCAACGGAAUCGAUCCGAAUUGGAACGCUGCUCCCAGCACUGACUACGGUGUCAAUGUGGAUUUGCAGAAUUGCUUCACGUGUGUAGCACGUGGAUCGAUUCCUCCACAAGAGAAUGUGCAGACGAAGUUCAUCACUGGACCUCGAUUGACGUUCUGGCCACGCCUCCAAUCAUUCCCCUGCAGCGCGACGCCGUCGCAUGGCCAGACGCUGCGGCUUGACGGGGGUUGGGGCUCCCACGCGAGCAUGCGGGCACACUUGGAUGAUCAGGCCUCCGGCUCCUUGCAGGGCGGCAUCCCGAGCACCUACCUGACGGCCCGCAACCUGGACCUUUGCAGUGUUUGUGGCCUCACGGCAUGCCAACGAAAGCAGGGAGGGUGGCAGCUUGCCACCGUUGCAGAUCGCAAUUCGAUGACUGCAUGGGCUGAGCUUUGCAUGCUGCCUAAAGCCGUCCUGCGGCCUCCGCCACGGGGAGGGGCCCACCGUCAACUACAAACCUGUGCCUUCACCCAGCGUCGCUGCGCUCGCUGGCUCGAAGGAGAACGGCACGAGCUUUGGGAAAUCAACCGGCGGGGGGGGCCGCCCGUCGCUUUCGCCCCAGCAGUGCGGACAGCGAUGAUGACACUGAUGAGUCCCUCGACACUGGGCGGCAAGCCCGUUGCAUGGCCUUGGCUGCAGAGGGGGAACUUUCUCGGGCUUGCGCUUCGCUUGUUGACCCGCUUCUUCUGGAAAAAAAAGCUGUUGUCCUUGCAGCUCUCCGGGCGAAACACCCCACCGCCGCCCCAGCGCGGCCAAGUUUGCUUGGAUCUGGGCCUUGCCCCGCCGGAUCCACCCCGGACUUUUCUGUCGAAGAUGUCGUCAGGGCUGCCCGCAGCUUUCGCUGUGGUAGCGCUGCCGGCCCGUCUGGCCUUCGUGGGGAACACUUGCGGGAGGCCUUGGACAGCGCCCAUGGGGAUGAAGUUGCAGCCCACCUCACCCGAGUUGUGCAGCUGCUGGCGCGCGGAGAAACCCCCCCUGGAGUUGGCCCAGCACCUCGCCGGCGCCACUCUGCACGCCCUGCCCAAAGGGGCCGACGAUGUCCGACCCAUUGCUGUGGGGGAAACCCUCCGGCGCCUGGUGGCCAAGUGUCUGUGCUCUCAAGUGAAAGCCGAAGCUCGUGCCUGGUUGGCUCCCCUGCAGAUUGGCGUGGCGGUCCCACUUGGGUCUGAAGCAGCGGUGCAUUGCUCCCGGCACUGGGUCCAUGCCAACCGUAGCAACCCCAACAAAGUUUUCCUGAAGUUGGAUUUUGCGAAUGCUUUCAACACGGUGGACCGCGCAGCCUUGUUGAGGGAGGUGCGCCUCCGGCUCCCGGCCCUUUCCCCGUGGGCAGAGUGGUGCUACAGCCAUCACACAAAGCUGCUCUUCCAAGGAGAGGUUCUCACUUCAGAGGCCGGCGUGCAGCAAGGAGAUCCACUUGGUGACUGCGCGGCUGUCAGUGCUGCUGUGGGCCGGUUGGUGAACGCGGCGCGCCAGCUUGGGCUCCAGCUUAACGCCAGCAAGUGCGAGCUCACGACCCUGAAUGGCCCUCAGACCAACCUGGAUCCCAGCCUUUUCCCAGCCGGUUUCCAAGUUAACGAUACCGGAGAAUUUGUGCUUCUCGGGGCCGCGGUCGGGAGCCCCGGCUUUUGCCACCAGCACACGUUGCAACGGGCAGAGAAAACCAAGCCCCUCCUGCAAGCUCUGAGCAAAUUAGCCGACAGUCAGACCGCGCUGCUGCUGCUACGACAUUGUGCUUCGUGGUCGAAAUUGGUCUAUUCCUGCCGGGUCACCCCGCCGCCUUUUCACCAGGAUGCCUUGCAGAGCUACGACUCUGCGGUUCUUCAGUGUCUUGAACUUUGCUGCUCGGGGCCGCUCACCCCGGCAGCCUGCAUACAAGCAUCCUUAUCCACGAAAACUGGUGGCCUUGGCCUCCGAAGCGUGGUUCGUCACAGUGGGGCAGCUUACACUGCCUCUGUCCUGGCCACGCUUGGGACCUGCUCCCUGAUCCUUCAGCAAUACAGCCCAAGCUUGGACGCCAUCAUCUCCAACUUGAAUGGAACGUUGCUUGCUGCUGACCAUGUUCCUUUCCCACCGCCGCCUUCCCUUCGACAACAGGAUUUGUCACGGGCGGUGGAUCGGAACACGGCGGUGCAGCUUGCUUCUGCCUUAUCUGGGCCUGGGCAUGAAGCUGCGCGAGCACACCUUCAACUUUUACAAGAACCAGGGGCUGGCGCGUGGCUGCAGGCCUUGCCCUGUGCCGCGCUCGGGCUUCACGUGGACAGUGCGCUGUUCCGCAUCAUGGUUCGCCUCCGGCUUCGGCUCCAACUGCAUUCAGAAGAUGCCCCUUGCCGCUUCUGUGAUGGAGUCUGUGACACUUAUGGGGACCAUGCACGAGUGUGCCCCUGCGGAGGUGACCGCACCAAGAGGCACAACCGACUUCGCACAGUAGUGGCUACUUGGGCAGAAGCCGCGGGCUUACAUCCGGAAAUCGAAAAGCCUGGGCUUCUCCCCCCCCCCGGUGUGAACACAAUGGAGCUUCUGAGGAUGGCACUCGGCAGGGGAAUGGCCGCCGCCCUGCAGAUGUGUACAUCCCGCACUGGGGCCUUCGGGGGGCCGGCUGCCUUUGACCUGGCCGUCACUUCUGGGCUACGUACUGGUGCAACAGCUGGCUCUGCUCAAGAGGGCGGACGUUCCGCAGCAGAUUACGAGGCGCGCAAGCGUGCUCACCAGCAGACCGAGGCAUCCUGUGACGCGGCGGGGAUCCAGUUUGUUCCACUUGUUGCUGAAGCAUGUGCUGGAGGAUGGGCGCCCACUGCUGUCGCCACCUGGAAACAAGUGGCUCGUGCCGUGGCCGGCCGCGCUGGCGACAGUGCCUCGGUUCUUGUCGACCGACUUCAGCAGUCCCUGUCGUUGACCUUGCAGAGGGAAAAUGCUCGCGCGAUUCUUCGCCGAGCCGGCGACAACCCUUCUGCAGGGGCUUUGCAUUUCGACACUCCUUGA
Messenger RNA from Durusdinium trenchii, 3207 nucleotides. The record is from the annotation of a GenBank genome assembly. NCBI's taxonomy places the organism in Eukaryota, Dinophyceae, Suessiales, Symbiodiniaceae.